Messenger RNA from Lachancea sp. 'fantastica', 1851 nucleotides. The record is from the annotation of a GenBank genome assembly. Lineage: Eukaryota; Fungi; Ascomycota; Saccharomycetes; Saccharomycetales; Saccharomycetaceae.
AUGGUUGGCGAAAUUCGCAAACUGAAUGCAACUGUUGCUAACACCAUCGCUGCUGGAAAAUCUGUAAAGUGCAUUACCACAGCGGUCGGAAUGCUAUUGGAAAACAGUAUAGAAUCCGGUGCUUCAGAGGUGGAGGUAGUUCUGGAUUUGGACCACUAUGCGUUCACUGUGCGUGACAACGGAUGUGGCAUGAACGCUGCAGACUUGCUGUAUUUUGGACGUCUUGGAUACUCUUCCAAAGGUGCAGAAUCUGGUCUCACACGCCACCAGGGUCGUAGCGUUCACGAAAUAUCAUGCUUGGCAAAAGUUACAACGCUAACCAGAGCUGCUGAUGACACUUUUGCUUACUCAAAACGUCCCAAGGGCGAAAUACAACCUUGUGACUUUGCGAUGCCUUACGGGACGUCAAUCGUCGUAACAGAUUUUUUUUUCAACGUUCCCGUUCGUCGUCAAGCUUUGCAAGCAACUUCGAAAAGUCUACUCUACGACAAGCUUCGCUUCAUGGUUUUUGAUCAGCUGGUGGUGCACCCAGAUCUGCAGGUCUCAGUCACAUCUGCAACUAUGCUGGAAAAUGGGUUUUCAAUUUUUGAAUGCCAGAAACUUGACUCAGCCGUAGUUUCUGAGACUGAAAAACUAUCGCACUGUUUGUUCAGCGUUUUUGGCUUCUCCUCUCAGAAUUACGGCAUGAAGCCGGUUCGUGCACAAUUCAAAAGCUAUACACUGGUGGGUUUGAUAUCAACUGAGCUGUCCUCCAGUAAAGAGAUGCAGCUUAUAUACAUAAACGGUAAAAGGUGUCGGGAUAAAGCUUUGACAAAACCAAUCUCCCAGCUGUUGUCAAACGCCAAGCUCCAAAAUGGGCUUGACUCGCGUCGACAGUACUUUUCGUAUGUGCUCAAAUUCUCUACCCCAUCAGAAACAGAUGGUGGAAAUUUUCUCGAGAUGCACUCAAACCACUCUAGUGCGGUCAGUGUAUUGAAGUCUCUCAUUUCUCGCAUCGUGAAUACGGGCUCCAAAAUUGGCAGUUGGUCACCUCGCAAGCGAAAAGUGCGCGAACCAGAGACCAAUUUAAAACGCCUUCAAACUCGAGAUUUAGCCAAUGAUGAUUCAAGUGUCUUUUUCACGUCGUUUGGCAAAUCGGAGCUGGAAACAUUUGCAGUUGUUGAUCAGAUUGAUAAAAAGUUUAUUCUUCUCAGAGCAACAAGGUUCAACAACCCCAAUUCUCCAGUAUUGAUUCUAGUCGAUCAACACGCUUGUGAUGAACGCAUCAAGCUGGAAUCAAUGCUUCAGGAAUUUAUAUGUGAGUUUGCACUUUUUCCCCAUGCAUUGUUUGCGGAUGUCAACUUCAACAUCACAGUAACACUGCGAGAGUACCAAAUCAUCAAAGCUUUUGAAACUGAGUUUUUUAAAUGGGGCUUACGUUAUAAGCUUGAAUCUUUAAACGAGGGGUCCUCCGAAGUCGUCCUAGUAAUGACCACGCUACCAAAGAUUUUACAGCAUUGCUCGAAAAGCGAUCUCAGAAAGUUACUACUUAGGCAUGCGGAUGACCUUCGCUUGUUUAGAAGGGCUUGUGUGAAUAAGGUUUCUGUUGCAGACAACUUUGAGUGGUGGAAUUAUACCAAGUGCAUGCCUUCAAUGUUGCUAGACAUUUUACGUAGCAAAGCAUGCAGGUCAGCUCUCACAUUUGGUAAGGAGCUAUCAAAAACAGAGUGCGAAUUGAUGGUAGCCGCUUUACGCAAGUGUAGAAAUCCGUUCUAUUGCGCUCACGGACGACCUUCACUAGUUCCUGUCACCACCGUCUGCGAGUUUGAAGGAGCUGGCUUCAAUUCGGAUUAUGCUAUAGAGGCGGAUUAG